GUGAAUAUUGGAAAUCUACGUACGCUGAUGAUUAUAGGAACAUAUGAUGCAAGCUUUGCUGAGUUUCUAAAAGAUAUAUUUAGGGAAAUAAAACAUCUUCGUAUUCUUCGGCUUUUUGCAGAAUCCUGGGAACAUUUGCCACAUAACUUUUCAAAACUGGUCCACCUUCGUUACCUAAAAAUUAAAUCAUAUGGUUGUUCAAUGUCCUUACUUGAUCCAAUAUGUAGAUUUUAUCAUUUACAAUGCUUGGAUCUAAAAGAGUGCAAUGGAAUUUCUGAUCUACCUAGGAAAGGCUUGAAUCAGCUUGUGAAUUUACGUCAUUUUCUUGCCAAUAAAGAACUACACUCCAAAAUUGCUGAUGUUGGGCAACUCAAGUUUUUACAAGAGCUAAGAAGAUUCGAAGUUAAAGAAAGUGAAAAUUUCAGACUGCGGCAGUUGGGGAAGUUGAGUGAGUUUGGUGGAUCGCUCAGCGUGUAUAACCUGGAAAAAGUGAGAACAAUGGAAGAGGGUGAGGAAGCAGAGCUGAGAUUUAAGAGGCAUCUGAGAAAAUUGAAACUAGUUUGGGAUAAACAACGAGCUAUUAAAGACCCAAUCUUAGAAAAAGGCGUUCUGGAAGGUCUUGAACCACAUUACAACCUCAGAGAGCUUCAUAUUAAAAAUCAUGCAGGUGGAGAACAUCCUAGAUGGCUGUGUGACAAUUCCUUCAACAUGCUGGAUACUAUCAUUCUGCAAGAUGUGGCAUGGAGCACUCUUCUACCUUUCAUCAAUAUACCAAAUCUUAAGAAACUGAAGUUGGAGAGCAUGCACAAUCUAGAAAGUUGGGACAGGGUAUAUAGAGGCUCUCGAUUUGACAACCUUGAAGAGCUAAUUAUUUCAGAUUGUACCAAACUUACUGCUCUGCCUUUAUCAAAGUUGAAAUCUCUCAAAUAUCUAGAAAUAAAGAACUGCGAGGAACUAAGAAUAGAUUAGUCUGAUAUUGGUAAAGGAGCAGUCUUCAGAAAUUGGAGGUCUACAACUGUGGCAAGUCCACUGGCCAACACUCAACGGAAGAUCUAAUAUAAGGUUGACGAAUCUUCCUGUCCGAUUGGAAGUACUGGAGGUAGAUAGCAUAUCUGGGGUACUUAUUUCUUCCAUCUGGCAACACCCUUCAGCUACUCUGACCACACUAUGCUUCCAGUCUGACAAUCAGGUAUAAUGCUUCUCUGAAGAGCAAGAGAAGACACUUCAGCUCCUCACCGCCCUCCAAGAGCUACGGUUUCAGUGCUGCAACCUGCAGUCCCUACCAGCUGGAUUGCGAAAGAACCAUUCACUCAGGAGCUUGGUAAUCUGUUCUUGCCCAGCUAUCCAGUCACUGCCGGAUGAAGAGAAGCUUCGCAGUUCACUACUGCGCCUAGAUGUUCAUUCUGGCUGCAAUGAGCUACGGCAGUGCAAGAAUUACAAGGAAAAACUAGAAUAAUUCAAGGCCCCUCCUGAAUGCUGCAAAAUCUUGAAGGUCUGUAGAAUUCAGGCUUCAGAGUGUUUCUGUGCACCCUGGACUACAUAUUCCACACCAUUAUCUAUUCAAAUGCUGACAUCCUGUAAAGAAGCGGCUUUGGUAUCAUAUGUAUCCUGAACAAGUCCUCAUAAUGUUGCACCAGAAACUGAAGAGACGCCAUUUUACUAGUUAUUGGCUUGUGAAAUUGUAGCUUUGAUUAUGAACUUGUCCCUGUUCUGUUUGUGUGUUGGCACUGUGGUUGUGCAUUUGUGGUGUGUCGUCUGUCAUGUACUCCAGCAGUGCUGUGAACUUGUCAUUUGAAUUUGUGGUCCAAAUGUUGAGCUUGGAAUGCAACUAAUAUGAUUAUAUAAUUGUGUUAUAUUAACA
Molecule: messenger RNA, 1861 nt
Organism: Panicum virgatum (switchgrass)
Lineage: Eukaryota; Viridiplantae; Streptophyta; Magnoliopsida; Poales; Poaceae
Product: putative disease resistance protein RGA3
Exons: 2
Coding region: 28-969 (313 amino acids)
Source: RefSeq, a predicted model, not a curated record